CAGGAACAGAACAGAAAGAGUUAACGGAUGAAUCUAUCACCAUCAGUGCAAUUGAGGAGGAGAUGCACGUCCCUCUCAAUAUCUUCCCACCACAUGUACAAACAAAAUCAUAAACAAAAAGAUCAUUAUGAACAACAACAACAACAACAAUAUGAGCUGCGCCCACCUUCAAGUAAUUUCCUUCUUCAACUUUGUAUCCUUUUCUGUGUGACGACAUCCAUGAUGGCUUCUACAACGAAUGCAUACCCAAUCAUCGCACUUGAUGAAGGCCAUCGAGUUGGGGCAGCUCAAUUCAUGAACGGAACACAUAAUCCUAUAAACGGCUUUGACGGUCCAGUGAUCUUGGACGUUGGUCAGAAAACCAGAGUGACCUCCGAGAAUGCCAUCCUUGGGAUCAUCCUCAUCGCCUUGGGUCUCGUCCAGGUCUUCUUUGGCUUCAGACUCAUCCGCGCGACCCUGGUCGUAACCGGAUUCGUAUCCUGGGCUUUUGCGGUCAUCAUUCUCAUGGUGACUCUGAAUUGGAACAUCACGUAUCUGCUCCUCAAACCUGAAUACUAUUAUUUCUGGAUGUGGUUCUUGGCAGGAAUUGUCGGAGCGAUCUUGUCAUUCCGUUUCUGGGACCUCGGGGUAACGUUUUCUGGAGGGUUCGGAGGCUUUGCAGUCGCGGUUGUGAUCAUUGCAGCGACGAACCAUACGAUGUCCGGUGCGGGCCGGUACACACUUUUAGCAAUCUUUAUCCUCAUUGGUGCAGCCAUUGCCACAUUCUUUGAACGAAUCUCCAUCAUCAUUGGGACCAGUUUCGGAGGAGCGUUCUUGUUCAUGUAUGGGGUCGAUGAGUUUGCACAGGUCGGGUACAGAGAGAUGUUGGUCAUCUUUGAAAUUGCGGGGAAAUCUCUAGUCUACCAUCCGAAUUCUCGGGUGUAUCUCAUGUUGGGGGGCUGUCUCCUCUUGGCCUGUGUAGGGAUCGCAUGGGAAUUCUGGCAUCAUGCAAAGCCUUUGUGGGUCAGUCGUGAAGCUGUCUUUAGGAUCUAUGGUCGACCUUUUGGGAAGAGACCCCACGCAUUGGCAGGUCAGCGUUUUUCACAACAUAUUUCCCAGAUGGAUUGGUAUACCUAUCUGGUGGGCUGCCUCUGUCUAAGGAGAAAGACAGCAGAAGAAGUUCUCUACGAGGAUUAUGAGGAAAAGGAGAUUGAAGACAGCGACUUUGUCGUCGUUGGAGCCACUGCUAGCCAAAGCCAUCACAAGUUGCCAUUGAAACUACCACCUCAGCCACAUCCUCAACUCCAACUACCGCAAUCACCACCUAUGAAGGAGGAGGAAGACUCAAUAGUCGUUAUCGUUGAGGCGGAACAUGGUAUCAACAGUGGUAGCAGCGCUAACAGUUCAGGGAGUGAGAAACUGUCGGACUCUGAAACUAUUGUUCCAGGUGAAAGUGGUAUAUCCUCCAUUAAGCCACCGAGCCAUGUCGAUCCGCUUGUACCCGAGUCGUCACCAUCACCAUCACCAUCACCAUCACCAUCACCAUCACCAUCAGUAGCGCCGGUCGAGGUUGUGGUGGAGGAAAUAAGCUAUCAGGAUGACAGUGGUGAAGGGGUGGUGGUGCCUGCUGAGACGUAUACAGAGUCGAUUGUUCAGUCCAGUGAUGGCACGGCUGUAUCUGUAUUAGAGACGAAGACAAGCACAAUGUCAAGCAGCUCUUCUGAAUCUCAUGCCUGUCAUAGUAGCUCGAGGAACGAGCAAUACCAGUAUCACCAUCAAAGCUCAUCUAGGAUAGCUACUACUGCUACUACCACUACCAUUACUACUACAAUUGGCACUAACAGCAGUAGCAGUAAUAGCACCGCUGCUGCUGCUGCUGUUGAAAUGGUUUCAUCUCAGUCCAUCUCUUCGUCACAGACAGCUUUAGAACAACAACAACAACAACAGCAGCAGCAGCAGCAGCAUGAUCUUAACAGUAGUUUAAAUGUGUCCUCAACUUCACGGACCGAAACUGUGCCUCAUUCGGCGUUGCCUUCUCUGAACAGGUCUAGCAUCGCUGUAACGUCGGAAAGUCAUCAUGUUUCCUCCACGUCGACAUUUACUUCUUCCUCUUCAUCAUCAACAACCGUGACAAGGACUACAGCUACUGAGGGAGGGCAAAUAUGAAGGCUGCAUCAGAAAAAAGAAGCAGCUUGAGCAUUUUCCAUUGUAUUUAGACCAAGGAACAACUUGUAUAUAAUAUUCGCUGAAUAAAAAAAUAAGUAAAUAAAUAAAGUAGAC
This is a messenger RNA of Lobosporangium transversale, 2259 nucleotides long. RefSeq lists its product as hypothetical. The coding region runs from base 28 to 2145 and encodes 705 amino acids. The record is from RefSeq and is a predicted model, not a curated record. Gene Ontology annotation, cellular component: plasma membrane. The transcript is spliced from 2 exons. Lineage: Eukaryota; Fungi; Mortierellomycota; Mortierellomycetes; Mortierellales; Mortierellaceae.